GAUCCUUCUCAGCGGCGGAAGUUCCGGCGUCCGUAAGUGGAGGUCAGAGGUCAGCAGGAAGUCGAUACGUGGCCGCCGCCUGUCCCCGCUGAGGAGGCGCAGCAGCCGGAGAUGGCGGCGGUGCUGAACGCAGAGCGACUCGAGGUCUCCGUUGACGGCCUCACGCUGAGCCCGGACCCGGAGGAGCGGCCCGGCGCAGAGGGCGCCCCGCUGCUGCCGCCACCGCUGCCGCCGCCCUCGCCGCCGGGGGCAGGCUGGGGACCGGGCGCCGCCGGGGAGCAGCCGGAGCUAGGGGAGGCGGCGGCCGGGGGCGCGGCGGAGGAGGCGCGGCAGCUGGAGCAGCGCUGGGGCUUCGGCCUGGAGGAGCUGUACGGCCUGGCGCUGCGCUUCUUCAAAGAAAAAGAUGGCAAAGCCUUUCAUCCAACUUAUGAGGAAAAACUGAAGCUUGUGGCACUGCAUAAGCAGGUUCUUAUGGGUCCAUAUAAUCCAGACACUUGUCCUGAGGUUGGAUUCUUUGAUGUGUUGGGGAAUGACAGGAGGAGAGAAUGGGCAGCCCUGGGGAGCAUGUCUAGGGAGGAGGCCAUGCUAGAAUUUGUCAAGCUCCUACAUCGCUGUUGCCAUCUCUUUUCAACGUACGUCGCAUCCCACAAAAUAGAAAAGGAAGAGCAAGAAAAGAAAAGGAAAGAGGAGGAGGAGCGGCGGCGGCGUGAAGAGGAGGAGAGGGAGCGUCUGCAGAAGGAGGAGGAGAAGCGCAGGAGAGAGGAGGAGGAGAGGCUGAGGCAGGAGGAAGAGGAGAGGAGGCGAAUAGAAGAGGAGAGGCUUCGGCUGGAGCAGCAGAAGCAGCAGAUCAUGGCAGCCUUGAACUCGCAGACGGCUGCGCAGUUCCAGCAGUACGCCGCGCAGCAGUACCCCGGCAACUUCGAGCAGCAGCAGCUCCUCAUCCGGCAGCUGCAGGAGCAGCAUUACCAGCAGUACAUGCAGCAGCUCUACCAGGUGCAACUGGCCCAGCAGCAGGCGGCCUUACAGAAACAGCAGGAAGUAGCAGUCGCCGGGACUUCUUUGCCCGCGUCGUCCUCAAAAGUGAACGCAGCGGCUCCAGGCGAUAGGAUGCCAGUCAACGGACAGGCCAGAACUCACACUGACAACCCAGAAAAAGAAGUUGAACCAGAAGCUGCAGAAGCAGCUGUGGAGAAUGGACCAAAAGACUCUCUUCCAGUAAUAGCAGCUCCAUCCAUGUGGACACGUCCCCAGAUCAAAGACUUUAAAGAGAAGAUUCGGCAGGAUGCAGACUCCGUGAUUACAGUGGGCCGAGGAGAAGUGGUCACUGUCCGAGUCCCCACCCACGAAGAAGGAUCAUACCUCUUUUGGGAAUUUGCUACAGACAAUUAUGACAUUGGAUUUGGGGUGUACUUUGAAUGGACAGACUCUCCGAACACUGCUGUCAGCGUGCAUGUCAGCGAGUCCAGUGAUGACGACGAGGAGGAGGAAGGUAGAGCCAGUGAAAAUGUCAGUAGUGAAGAGAAAGCCAAACAGCACGCCGCCAAGCCUCUGCUGGACGAGAUCGUGCCUGUUUACCGGCGGGACUGCCAUGAAGAAGUGUACGCCGGCAGCCACCAGUACCCAGGGAGAGGGGUCUACCUCCUCAAGUUCGACAACUCCUACUCUUUGUGGAGGUCAAAGUCCGUCUACUACAGAGUCUAUUACACUAGAUAAAGAUGUUGUUACAGAGUCUGGAGUCUAGGGCUGGGCAGAAGACAGCAUUUAGUUUGGAAUUUCUUUGGACUUUUCUGGAGCAUUGCAGUCAGUGUUUAUCCUGUUGAUUUUGGUCUGACGGCUGGUGAACUCUUGUUGGAGCUCAGGGUUCCCGUGAUACCCUUUAGCAUUAAUACUCUGGGGCUCGGGGGAUUCCUCGGAGCCCUCCAGCCCUUGGGUGCUGCCCACCAGGGUCACUAAUGGAUGCUGAAGUUCCAGGAGCUGCGUGUUAAAUCUUUAAGGUCUCCAGAAUAAAACCUCCCCACGUUGACCCCACCUGGCUGAUGGUGAGUCCGUUGCUGCCUGCUCCAUGUGUCUUACGAGAGCCCGUAGUUACAGGGACCGCUGAUGCGACGGCCUCAUGUCAGUAGUCUGCCUGAGGUGCAGCUGACUUUGAUGAAGGUCAUUUUAAAACUUAAAAACUUAAGACCUCACAGAUGAUCGUAGACAGAUUGCCUCAAUUCAGUUUUGUUCUGAAUGACACAGAUUGUUUUUGCUUUGAGUGCAGCUGUUCACAGUUGUAGUACAGAGAAUUACUUUCUGAGAUAAUCUUAAGAAUGUUCAAAGCUGAUUGAUAAUUGAACUAUCAAGACACCUCGAACACCUCAGACAUCCGUCUCAGCAAGCCUGUGCUUGGUCCUUUGCUCUUCCUCUGGUACUCACUCUACCAAGUAACAAAAGCAAAAUUAACUCAUUUUUGUUUCAAUUGGGCUUUGUAGAGCAUCUCAAAUUAAAACCGUUUUCUACACAAGCAUAUAGGUAGGGGUUUUGUAAACUCAAAUUGGCACCUACUGAAGUAAAAUAUAUAAAAUCACUUAAAUGUAAUUUGCUGUGUGGGGAAUAACAUUGCACUAAAUGGAAAUCACUGCCAGAGACAGUCCAUUUUCUUUUCAUGUGUUAAUACUUAGGCACAGACCCUAUACGAUUCCAGUUUGGAAUUGCUUACUAGAGAGAAUUGGAAAUGCAUAUGCCCAUGCUUAAAUUUUUUUUAUAGCUUUAAUCUGUAUUAUGUCUUUAUAGCUGGGAAGAGGUACACUUUUGUUUUCCUUACUGAAAACAAAUAUGGAUUAAUUGCCUCACGUUUGUAUAAGUGAUCGACUAGUGUAGAGAUUCUUGUUUUCAGAAGGGAGGGUGGUACAGCUAGAAAGCGACAAAGACGGCAAUACACACGUAAUGUUACUGUACGUUGUUACUGAAAUAUUUAGAUUUUUACAAUUUCAAAUCAUACAUCACUUCUCGUAGGAGGGUCUCCAUUGAUUAGCUGCGUUAUAUACAGUUCCCUGCAUAAGGGCCUGUUGGUUUCUGUGUGCUGCAUUUCUGUUUUUUAAUACCUGGUUUUGUACAUACCUAACUCUGUUCUCUUUUGGUUAUUUGGAAACUGGAUUAUUUUCUCUCCUAAACAGUGCUUAAUUUGUGUUUUUAAAUUUUGAUUCACUAGUUCCAGCUCAGAGGUGUCCACACUGUUCUGUCCAGAACACUUUCAGGCUCUCCGUCAGCUCUCGUGUAUAUAUGAUAUAGAAACCAUGGCGUUAGGCACUUCUUGGCUUUUUUUCUUUUUUUUUUUCUAAUGAGAAAAUACUGUAUUUAAAAUGUAAAAUAAACUUUUAAAAAGCAGGCACUAAUAUAUAUUUCUUCCAGCCUUUGAUUACAGAUGUGUCCUUGCACAUGUGUUAAGGUGAAUUAUCUUCUAAAAAUAUCAUUGUUCUCGGGAGCAGUGUAUGUCACUUUACAUAAGCAGUGGUUCCUGUCAUGUGCUCAUGUCAGAACAUUUUUUGGUUUUAAACUUUUUUAUUGCCUUUGGCUGUUGAUUAGUACAGUACAAGUGCGAUUUCAAAAAGAUCUUGAGAAUAAUAUAUUUAAUCAAUUAAAAUGUUUAUCUGUAA
Lontra canadensis (Northern American river otter) is the source of this 3635-nucleotide messenger RNA. RefSeq names its product acyl-CoA binding domain containing 3 (gene ACBD3). NCBI's taxonomy places the organism in Eukaryota, Metazoa, Chordata, Mammalia, Carnivora, Mustelidae. The transcript is spliced from 8 exons. Gene Ontology annotation, molecular function: fatty-acyl-CoA binding. Gene Ontology annotation, cellular component: Golgi membrane. The coding region runs from base 112 to 1713 and encodes 533 amino acids. The record is from RefSeq and is a predicted model, not a curated record.